Penicillium griseofulvum is the source of this 363-nucleotide messenger RNA. RefSeq lists its product as uncharacterized. Lineage: Eukaryota; Fungi; Ascomycota; Eurotiomycetes; Eurotiales; Aspergillaceae. The record is from RefSeq and is a predicted model, not a curated record. The transcript has 2 exons. Bases 1 to 363 code for a protein of 120 amino acids.
AUGGCUAUCCACGACUGGUUGAGCAACCUCCUCGAACAACCUCCUCGAACAACCUCCUCGAACAACCUCCUCGAACAACCUCCUCGAACAACCUCCUCGAACAACCUCCUCGAACAACCUCCUCGAACAACCUCCUCGAACAACCUCCUCGAACAACCUCCUCCAACCUCCUCGAACAACCGCCUCGAACAACCUCCUCGAACAACCUCCUCGAACAACCUCCUCGAACAACCUCCUCGAACAACCUCCUCGAACAACCUCCUCGAACAACCUCCUCGAAUAACCUCCCAACCCGAUCCAACCAACAACUCCCAGUCUGACCGUGGCGGGCUUCGGCUUCAGGACAAUCGGCAGGCUGGUUGA